CUACCUGCUCCGUCCCUCAAGAUGUCGCACUGCAAGUUCGAGCACCCCCGGCACGGCCACACCGGCUUCCUGCCGCGCAAGCGCGCGGCCCGCCACCGCGGAAAGGUGAAGUCGUGAGUGUUGCGUGGCGACAGUGGCAGAGCAGGGAGAAGGCGGAGAGGAAUGCGGGAGAGGGGCAGGUGGACGAGAGGGAGCUGCGGUAUGUGACGAGCGAGAUGGCGACGCGGCGUGCGCAGAGAGACAGGCCGAUGAAGACGCAGCGGCACCUGCGCCAGCCGCACACACUCGAGCCGCAGAGCCGCAGUGCUGAUGCGCGGCUCGCUGCAGGUUCCCCAAGGACGACGCCAAGAAGCCGGUCCACCUCACGGCCAUGAUGGGCUACAAGGCCGGCAUGACGCACGUCGUGCGCGACCUCGACCGCCCCGGCUCGAAGAUGCACAAGCGUGAGAUCGUCGAGGCCGUCACGGUCAUCGAGGCGCCGCCGAUGGUCGUCGUCGGUGUCGUCGGCUACGUCGAGACGCCGCGCGGCCUGCGCUCGCUCACCACUGUGUGGGCCGAGCACCUGUCCGACGAGGUCAAGCGCCGCUUCUACAAGAACUGGUACCGCAGCAAGAAGAAGGCCUUCACCAAGUACGCGCAGAAGCACUCGGCCAACAACGGCGCGGGCAUCGCGCGCGAGCUCGAGCGCAUCCGCAAGUACUGCACCGUCGUGCGCGUGCUUGCCCACACGCAGAUCCGCAAGACGGGCCUGAAGCAGAAGAAGGCGCACAUGAUGGAGAUCCAGGUCAACGGCGGCAGCGUCGCCGACAAGGUCGACUUCGCCAAGGCGUCGUUCGAGAAGACGUUCGACGCCAAGUCGCUGUUCGAGGAGAACGAGAACGUCGACAUCAUUGCCGUCACGCGGGGUCACGGCUUCGAGGGUGUGACGGCGCGUUGGGGCACAAAGAAGCUGCCGCGCAAGACCCACAAGGGUCUCCGCAAGAUUGCUUGCAUUGGUGCCUGGCACCCGGCCGAGGUCAUGUACACGGUGCCGCGCGCCGGUCAGGACGGUUACCACCACCGCACGGAGCUCAACAAGAAGAUCUACCGCAUCGACACUGGCUCCAACAAGGCUUCCGGCUCCACGUCGUUCGACAUCGGAGACAAGCCGAUCACGCCGAUGGGCGGCUUCCCGCACUACGGUGUCGUCAACGAGGACUUCCUCAUGGUCAAGGGCUCCGUGCCCGGCCCGCGCAAGCGCAUCCUCACCGUGCGCAAGUCGCUCAUGGUCCACACGUCGCGCCGCGACCUCGAGAAGACGUCGCUCAAGUGGAUCAACACGGCCUCGACGUUCGGCCACGGCAUCUACCAGACGGGCGCCGAGCGCCUGCAGGUCGAGGGCCCGCGCAAGGCCAAGCCGGUGUACACGGCAUAAAAAGCGUGUUGUUUCCUCUAUUGUCACGUUCCCCUCACUCUUGCACCCACUCAUGUCGCGCCUCAUCCAUCCCACCACCCCCUGCAAAUCACACUGAUCUGCGCUGUA
Messenger RNA from Tilletiopsis washingtonensis, 1522 nucleotides. RefSeq names its product ribosomal protein L3. The record is from RefSeq and is a predicted model, not a curated record. Gene Ontology annotation, molecular function: RNA binding; structural constituent of ribosome. The transcript is spliced from 4 exons. Gene Ontology annotation, biological process: ribosomal large subunit assembly; translation. Lineage: Eukaryota; Fungi; Basidiomycota; Exobasidiomycetes; Entylomatales. Gene Ontology annotation, cellular component: cytosolic large ribosomal subunit; ribosome. The coding region runs from base 374 to 1414 and encodes 346 amino acids.